UCAAGCAGCUCUCUGUGUCUCGUUGCAAUGUGGUUUUCCUCUCAGGGAAGCACUAAAGCCCUGAAUUCUCAGUCUGGCUUGCACAUGUUGUCAGAGGCUAGCAGGAGACAGUUUUCCUUUUAAUACAAGGAGGAGAAAAAGCCUUCACUACUGACUCCUCUGGAAAGAAAAUGAAGAGUGCUGCCAGACCUUGGAGUGCAAUGGCAAAGCAAGGGAACCAUGGGAUUGACCGAGGAAAAUCUCUCCCCGCUGCUUCCUCAGGCAUGAAGACCUCCAAAUCCUCUACUUCACUUGCUUUUGAAUCUCGACUUAGCAAGCUAAAAAGAGCUAGCAGCGAUGACAUGUUAACAAAGCCAGGGGUGACAGCAGCUUCCGGGGUCUCCAGACUGAAGAAGACCAUUACAACAGGAGCAAUUUCUGAGCUUGCUGAGAAUCGACUGAAGUCCAGCACAGGAAUUGUUUCAUCAGCGAAGCGCACAGGGAUUCCGGCUCCUCGGGAAAUUUCAUCAACUGUCUCCAGAGAGAGAGCUGUGUUGCGUGGUCCAGCCAACACCAGGAAAACUCAGCCCAGCCCAACUUCUUCGGGCACGCCCACCCCUACCAAGCACCUGCGUCCUUCUGCCAAGUCCAAGCAAGAGAAUGAAACUGGGGACAAGGCAGUUCUGGAGUCCCAGGUUAAGGAACUCUUGGCAGAAGCAAAGACAAAAGACACUGAAAUCACCAAGCUCCGGAGUGAGCUGAAGAAAUGCAAAGACAAAGGGUCAGUUAACUCUGAAGGGAUUGGUGCUUCAGACCAAAACGUAGAAAUGUUACCAAUGUCACCUGGUGACAUAGACCCAUUAAUACAGACUCUUCAGGAAAAGAACAGGACUUUUCAAAAAGAACUUGCUAGCCUGGUGGAAGAAAACCGGGUUUUGAAGGAGAAACUGAUUUAUCUAGAGCACUCCCCUCUCUCGGACACAACAACAAGCAGCGGGGGCGACAGCAGCUUCACAACCCCAAUCACUCAAGAAUCAAGUUUUGGAAGCCCAACAAAAAAUCUAUUGAGAGGUGAACCAGAUGAGCCCAGACAGCGUGUGAAUGGAGAAGCAGUGCGAAAGUCAGGUUCUUCUAGCAGUGAUGUGACUAAAGCCUCUUUGUCACCCGAUGCAUCUGAUUUUGAACAUAUAGCAGAUGUACCUUCUAGGCCAACGUCCUCCAACAGCAACCCCUUUAAGGGUUCCAGAUGCUCCACCACAGGGAGUUCUCCAAACAACAUUAGUGACCUUUCUGUGGCCUCCCUGACAGAGAAGAUACAAAAAAUGGAAGAAAACCACCACAGCACAGCAGAAGAGCUUCAAGCCACUUUGCAGGAGCUGUCAGACCAGCAACAAAUGGUGCAGGAGCUGACAGCAGAAAAUGAGAAGCUAGUGGAAGAGAAGGCUCUGCUGGAGACCUCCUUUCAUCAGCACAAAGAGAGAGCAGAACAGCUUAGUCAAGAAAAAGAAAAGCUGAUGACUGUCCUACAAGAGCGAUCCAAGAAUGAAGAAACCAAAGUUCAGGAGGGGAAAAUCCUUGAACUAGAGCAGAAAUGCACAGAAUUGCUUGAGAAAGCACAGUUUGAAAGAGAAAAGCUGCUCAACAUCCAGCAACAAUUAUCCAGCAGCCUACGGAGCUUAGAAAGGGAGCAUCAAGAUGCUCAGGAGGUGAUCAAGGGCCUAAGAGAGGAAAAUGAGAAGUUGGGUGGGCUUUUGGAAAUGGAACGACAGAACAACAGCAUGGUGGCAAAGUCUCUAGAAGACUGUAAAGUUGCCUUAGAAGGCCUGAAGAUUGAAAAUGGAUCUCUCAGAACUCAAUUAGAAAGUGAGAAACAAAAAGCUGCAGAGAUCAAUGCAAUGGGAUGUAUUACUGACAACUCUGAGGUGCAAGAGAUGCUGAAAGUGGCCCAUGCAGAGAAGGAUCAGUUAGAACUGGCUUGUACAGAGCUCAAACAAGAGCUGUUGAAGGCAAACAGUGAAGUAAAACAUGUCCAGGGCCUACUGGCCAAGGUGGAGAAGGAAUGUGGUCAGCUGAAGGAACUGUAUGACCGACAGGCUGAACAGCUGAGCAGAAACAGCCUGAAGCUGCAGGAGAAAACUUCUGAGAAUGAGUCUGAGAUCAAAAACCUGAAGGAGACCAUCUUUGAGCUGGAGGACCAGGUGGAGCAGCAACGUGCUAUCAAACUGCACAACAACCAGCUCAUCAGUGAACUGGAGAGUAAUGUGAUGAAGCUAGAAGAGCACAAACUGGAUCUGGAGAGGCAGCUGAAGGGUCUGACUAAACAGAUAAAGGAAGAUACAGAGGAGUGGAGGCGUUUUCAAGCUGACCUGCAGACUGCAGUGGUGGUGGCCAAUGAUAUCAAGUGUGAGGCUCAGCAGGAGCUGCGGAUGGUGAAGAGGAAGCUCCAGGAGGAAGAGGAGAAAAGUGCCAAGCUGCAGAAGGAGCUGGAGGAACUGCAGGGCAGCAGCAGGCUGACAACUGAGGAGGUGAAUUCUGUAGAAGCAGAUACCACCAACCGCUGGCAAGGAGUCUAUGUCAGCAGGGCAUCACCCACUCCCUCAGAGUCUGCAGCUACUGUCAAGUCACUCAUCAAGUCAUUUGACUUGGGAUGCUCAGGGAGCACUGGGCAGAGUAUCACGGUUCACAAGGUCCCAAGGAGCCCUCUGAGUGGAAUUCCGGUGAGGACAGCCCCAGCAGCCGCCGUCUCCCCCAUGCAGAGGCAUACUGCUUACAGUAAUGCAAACCUGCUCAGCAAAGGAGUCGACAAACUCACAGACCUUCCAGACCUUCCCCUUGCAGACCUUCUAAAAGGGAGGAGUGAGGACCUGAAACCAGACCAUUACCUCCGCAAGAGCCCUUCCCUGGAGUCUCUGAGCAAACCCCCCUCAAUGGCCUUCAGCAGCAGGAUGCUGACCUCCAGCCCAAGCAGCCUGAGACCCCCCAGCAAACUCAGCGUGGAGAGAAAGGACCCAUUAGCAGCCCUGGCCCGAGAGUAUGGUGGUUCCAAGAGGAAUGCACUGCUGAAGUGGUGUCAGAAGAAGACUGAAGGUUACCUGAACAUCGACAUUACCAACUUCAGCAGCAGCUGGAGCGAUGGGCUGGCCUUCUGCGCUCUCCUCCACACCUACCUGCCUGCACACAUUCCGUACCAGGAGCUCAAUGGCCAGGAUAAAAAAAGAAAUCUGCUUUUGGCUUUUCAAGCUGCCGAAAGUGUGGGCAUCAAACCCAGUCUGGAACUCAGUGAGAUGAUGUACACAGACCGGCCAGACUGGCAGAGCGUGAUGCAGUACGUGGCCCAGAUUUACAAGUACUUUGAGACCUGAGCCCAGAGCAGAAGGUGGGCAGAAGUGAGGAAGAGACUGAAGAAUGCCACGGAAGCACUUGAUCACUUUAAAAAUCACCUCUUUUCUAUUCCAUGAGCCAACCGAGGCUCCUAGGUUGCAAGGAAAGCUCUUCCACAAUUCUGAUCACAUCUCAGUAACCUCGGACUGCAACCAAAUAAAAAUCCAUUGUCUACCUUUACAAACCAAAUACAGCAGUAAGUUUAUUUCAAUAUGGAAACUACAAAGGGUUUUCUGCCAUUGUGGGAUAUUUCUGAAGAUGAGCCCUUGUGCUUGAUAAUGAUUGCCUUUCAAAUCAGACUCUGCCAGCUGGAGACUUGCCACAGAACGAAGUGAAUGCAACAUGUACUUUGUAAAUCAGUGCCUCAAGUAAUGCUGGCACUCAAGGGAUGCUGGCAGAGUAUUGUUAAUGAGCCAGUUGACAACAGUGCUCCUCUAACACACAAGUGAGUCCCUCUCUCCCCUCCUUUCCCCAUAUGUUUUAUAUAUACGCAUCAAGACAGAUACACACACACACACAAGUGCGUGUAGAGCCUCACGCUUCCGGAGAUUGACUUACUCUGGCACACGAAGACAAACAGACACACUAGGUUGCCUGACUUAGGUCAGUCUGCAGGGUCUGCAACAGGAUCUUUUUCUGACUCAGAGGCCAUCACAUGUGCUAUCACCAGUCAGCCAUAGAGGUACAAAAGGGAACCAGUAGGUGCGGUGACUCCGUUCCUGGUCGAACAAAGGUCACCGCUUUGAUUUGUGAGAAAAAUCACCCCAUUGCUUCAGUGAUCAACCUUGUAGGGAGCCAGAACCCUGAUACAUGCCAGCUGACUGCGCCGGUUAUUACAGUUAUUUCUGUAGUGCUGCAAAUGCAACUAGUUAGUUUUAUUACACAAGGCACAAAUAACCAGGCAGUGACUUGUUAAACCUGAGUAACCUGUGAUCUCUCCGAGCUACACGUUUGCGGCAGGUUUGGGUAGAGUAAACUCAUUACUCCAGGUUGUUCCUGAGUAAUCUGCAAGAAUGUGUAAAUACUUGUUACUUACUACCCAGAAGGCCUUGUUAGCUGUGCCCUGGGCAGUGAAGUGAAGUGCAUAGGUUAUUACUGUAUGUUUAGACUUGAGGUUACUGCGUCAAAGAACACACAAGAGAUUAAUACCAAUAGCAACAUGCAACUGUAUUCCGUAAGUUACAGCGAAUAUAGCUGGCAACUCUUCAUUCUGUCACUGAAGCCAGAGCUAAGCCUAUGGGAUCCCAGCGAUCCUGCUGAUAUCUCCUGGCAUAAGGCAGUGUUUAAUUUGUCACUGUACAUGCCUCUUUGUAUUUGGCCCCAUAAACUUGAAUCUUCAGAGCUAGUGAGAAGCAGUAAGAACCCCUUGGAAAAAAGGAAGUCAAAGGCAGGCCGGGUAAGCCAUUUGCUCUCAGAUGGUCUCUCAGAAUGUGCUCUUUGUGUGUGAUACCCACAUUGUGCUGAUAAAAGAAUAUACCCACCUACCCACAUUGUGCUGAUAAAAGAAAAUGGUUGUUUACUUACAAUGUUUAACCUUGUGGCCCAGUCCUGAUGCCUCAUGAAUAUUAAUCACCUGCAGCUAGGGGUCAUUCUCCUCCCUUACCUAAGGGAACAGAGCGUGCUCCCUGUUCUAACUCACCGCUCUAGUGAGGCAGAAACAGGUGUUUUCAAUGGAGAAGCUGGGUGUUUUCAGCUUUCUGAUGCUUUGCAAGUGCCCUGCACUCACUUGCUGUUGUCUCCCAUCAAGGUGCUUUGGUUGCUUGAUACAAUGCUAGAGUCCACAAGCAGCACAUUUCAAACCUUGGGUUUCUCAUUUUAAAAAACUUAAGUUCUUCCCUAGUGAUAAAUGUUAAUCCCCAGCCUUGGAUUUACAUUUAGAAUUUGGAUCUUGUUGGUUUUUCCUAAAUAUCUCUAAUUUAAGCCCUUCUUUCCAUGAGCUUUGUCCGUAAAUGGAUGUGGUUCUGGUGCUACUACAGUGCCCAAGGCAGCUUUCCAAGAGCUGGGAGGAGAGAAGGGAAGGGUCAGGCUGCUGUCAUGUAGACCCUGCACCCAAGGGGAAGUCAGACCACUUGGCCAUGAAAUCACCUAAAGGGUAGUGCUCAGACGGCACAGCUCAGUCCCAUGCAAAAUCUAUAGGAAGCAUCCAGGUAUGUGAGGUGCUCCUGUUCCUGGAAUAGGCUAGUUUAAAAGUCUGAUCCUUUGCAGAACUCACUCCCUGCAUGUACUGAGGGUGAGAGGUUGGUAUGUUCAGGAGGUCUUAAGUGCUGGUCACCCACCACACUUGCUAUCACCUUUUGAAAUCAAAUAACUACUGGGAGGCACGUAACAGACUCAGCAGCCCAGUAGGUGCAACCUACCUGGUACAUUCAGCAACACAGCAAGUGCAUUUAUCUGGAUCUGAAGCAAGGACAGAACUUAAGCAGUUGGACUAAUCCUGAGGGAGAGGAGGGGCUGAUUAUGUUAUGCCUGGACUGUAUUGGCAAGGAGGCCUAAAACAUCCCAGUUUUAAGAGUGUUCCAAGAUGGGGGUCUAUUUCUGUCAUUUCCUGUAAUUCUUACGAUUGUUGUCAUGGGACUGGAUGUCUGUUUUGUUGCCAGCUGUCUCAGCAGAAGGAGACUAAGCCAGCAACAGUUGAAUCUAGGUCCUGAUAGAGGCUGCAAGCUUUGGAACAGUGUCAAAAAGGGAGACUUUAAUCUCUUAAAUGUAUUUGUUGUUGCUCAAUUUGUUUCUCCUUAAUGAUGUAGUCAGGAUUGGGGGAGGGGUGUGUGGGGGAGAGGAAUGGCCCUGGCCAAUGAGCAAACUGAACAGAGGAGGUGACAGAAGUCCAGUUUAUAACUAUCUUUCAUGAAAGGCAUGAGGAAUGAAAGUCUCCAAGAGACUUGUGAGAGUCCUUAUAACAGGAACAAGAAGUGGACAAACUUAACGCAAGCUCCUGACACUUCGUGGGUGUGCUCAUGUAGCUUUCCAGGCUGUGGGUGCUGCCCAGAGUCCCAGUUGGACUGAGCAUCAUUGCAGCGUAUUCCCAAACUGAAGUUGUUUUCCUUUUAAUUUAAAUGUCUAGGUUAAAUUCCUUUUCAAGUGUGUUGCAUAGUUGGAUUUGGUGGCCUUAGAGUACAUGGAAUGUACUGAUUUAGCCAUUUUAAAAGCUUCAAUUUGGGUCUCCAGUUAUGCUUUCAUAAGAGGGUGCAGAAGUGUAACUCUGAAGUUGGUUGGUAAGAAAUAUUCACUUGUGAAGGGCUCCAUACUGUGGAAUUCCACUCCUGUAUGGAUGCAGCAGGUUCCUCUUAUUCCCUCGCUCUGCCCUCCCCGAAGCAUAGUUCAUAUUCUCUCAGGGGGGUGUAACCCAAGCCCCCUGAAGUCAACAGAAGGGCUUCUCUUGGCUUCAGUGGGUUUUGAAUGAGGUUCGUGAAGAGGUGAGAACAAUGGCAGCACAGUUUUCAUUCCCAGACUCCAGACAGCACAUUAGAGCCAGAAAUCCUCUCUUUCCAAAAAGGUAGUUUUAACCCACACUGGCCAGAAGUGCCCGUGCUGCCUGUGAGACACUGCACAGACAGGUGAUAAACACAUCUAUUGUGGAGUGAUGACAGCAACACUUGCCCUGAGACUUAUUCGAGCAUUUAUUCUAAUCCAUAGCCGCAAAAUUGAUUCUAACAUUCCAAAUCCUUCAACAGCUUCAGAUGGUUGCUGUGGGUUUGGUUUUGUUUUUUCCAAGCAACUUGCCAGGGAAAUGUUUUCUCAGGCUCCUUGUGGCUUUGGAAUUCCCUCUCCCCAAAAAUACCAGAGCUCCAUGCCCAGUACAAGGUAGGAUUCUGGUAGGAUUUGGGGGGGGGGGAGGAUAGCUCAGUGGUUUGAGCAUAGGCCUACUAAACCCAGGGUUGUGAGUUCAAUCCUUGAGGGGGCCAUUUAGGGAUCCAGGGCAAAAAUUGGGGAUUGGUCCUGCUUUGAGCAGGGGGUUGGACUAGAUGACCUCCUGAGGUCCCUUCCAACCCUGAUAUUCUAUGAUUCUAUAGAUGAAGGCAUCACUCUUCUAAAAUAUUGUUGAGCCCUGAAGGCUAGCAAUUGUAGUCUUUUGCCACUGGAGAGGGGAGAUUCCUAACUUCUCACUAGGACCUAGGGCUCCCUUCCAGGCAUGAGAAGUCCCAAAAAAUCCAUCUCUGAAGUCCUGACAUUUCUAGGUCUAGAAAGCUCUUUUAGGUCAUUUGAGCAGUUUUUACAUGUGAUAGCUUUAAGUUUUCUAUCUCCCUGAGCUUUGCACAGCUUCAAUCCUGGGCUUCUAUUUUCAAAGUGACUAGUGAUUUGAGGUGCCUCCAUUUUUGCGUGUCCAAGAUGAGACACUUGGAACUGGCCUGAUUUUCAGGAAGUGCUGAGCAUCUACCCUCUGAAAACAAGCCCCUUCUAAGGUGUCUCGAAGUGGGGACCCAGAAAUUGGGGCUCCUAAGACUCCUAGUUGCUUUUGAACAUUUAGGUCUUGCUAACUCAGGUUCCUGGCUUUAAGAAAUAGCCCAGUCGCAUUUUGGAGAAGCCUCUAACACAUGCUUAGAAUAGUCCUAUACAGAAUGCCUGGUGGUGUGGGUUUGGAUAAAGGUUUUUAUCAGCAGGAGUUAGUCAUGCUCUGCAUAACUCCCAUGUGGCUUUACCUCUUCAGAGGAAAGUACCAUUCCCAACUUGCGCUGAUGAAACCUUUAUACCACACUGUAUGCUCCCCAGAUAUAUGAUGCUCACUCUUUUGCACUUGUGCACAUCUGCAUGUGCCUAGUUAGUUUUAGCAGGUCCCUAGACAUGUAAGUCAAUCCUAACUGCUGACUUUGGCUUAGCUCUUGAGGAAGGUGGGGAAGAGGACAGUUGAGCUGCAGUUCCAGGAGCCUUGGCUGAAGGGAUCGCAUUGUGUAGCUGUUGCACAAUGGCUACUAGGAAAGAGAGGAAACAAAGUGGCUGGAAAG
Molecule: messenger RNA, 8300 nt
Organism: Caretta caretta (loggerhead turtle)
Lineage: Eukaryota; Metazoa; Chordata; Testudines; Cheloniidae
Gene: SPECC1
Product: sperm antigen with calponin homology and coiled-coil domains 1
Molecular function (GO): protein binding
Source: RefSeq, a predicted model, not a curated record